UUAUAAAUAUGAAUAUACAAUAAACAAUGGAUAUAAUGGGUUGGCAUAAAAACCUAUAGAAAAAACAAAACAAAAGGCAAACAGGAUAUCCGCUUGUACCGGAAAACCGGCUUGCCUUCAUUCUAGAGAAAUGGCUGUUCUCUGUCUUAUAAUACAUCAGCAACAAACGUUGACGUAUAGCAAAUAAUCUGUUAUAGGGGCGGAAUUAUUCAGUCGAGAGCAGUCGCUGCACUGUGUUGUGCUGUAAAAUGAUAUGAAUUUAAAUGUUGCGUUUGAGUUCAUCUCCAAUCUACAUGAAGUCUGAGUUUUGGUGUUAGCUACCCGCGAGCCGGCUAGCGUGUUAGCGGCAAAGCCGAGCGACCGAGCCACCUGUCAUCCAGCACAGCUUGCUACAGUCUGUUAAUGGCAAAUAAAUAAGAACUCAAGCAAGAGGAGAACUGUUUUUUUUUUUUUUUGUUUUGCUUUUGUUUCGGAAGAAGUGAUUAAAUCGACUAUCCCCGCGCCUAAAUGCCAGAACAAGGCCCCAGGAUGAAUGGGUUUUCUCUCGGCGAACUAUGCUGGUUGUUCUGUUGUCCGCCUUGUCCCAGUCGUAUCGCGGCCAAGCUAGCCUUCCUCCCGCCGGAGCCCACGUACUCGGUGCACACCGAUGCUAACGGGGCUACUAGCUUACAUUUAACCGAACGGGCGGACUGGCAGUAUUCCCAGCGAGAACUCGAUGCAGUGGAAGUUUUCAGCACCAGAAGCAGCCGGGGUAAUAGGGUUGGGUGCAUGUUUGUGCGUUGCGCCCCGAACAGUCGGUACACGCUGCUGUUUUCCCACGGCAACGCCGUGGACCUGGGACAGAUGUGCAGUUUUUACAUCGGCCUCGGCUCCAGGAUCAACUGCAACGUGUUCUCCUAUGAUUACUCAGGCUACGGAGUCAGCACUGGCAAACCAUCUGAGAAAAACCUGUAUGCGGACAUUGAAGCGGCCUGGCAGGUCUUGAGGAACAAGUAUGGUGUAACACCUGAAAACAUCAUCCUGUACGGUCAGAGCAUCGGCACUGUGCCCACCAUCGACCUGGCUGCUCGCUAUGAAUGUGCCGCUGUCAUCCUACACUCACCACUCAUGUCAGGGCUACGGGUGGCCUUCCCUGACACACGCAAGACGUAUUGUUUUGAUGCCUUUCCCAGUAUUGACAAGGUGUCCAAGGUGGCAUCCCCGGUGCUGGUGAUCCAUGGUACGGAGGAUGAGGUCAUUGACUUCUCUCAUGGUCUGGCCAUGUACGAGCGCUGCCCCCGUGCUGUCGAGCCCCUGUGGGUGGAGGGAGCUGGCCACAACGACAUUGAACUGUAUGCCCAGUACCUGGAGAGACUCAAGCAGUUCAUCUCCUUCGAGCUUCCCACCUCCUGAGGGGAGCUCAGCCAUCAGGCCAGGGUUCAUCUCAACACACUCAAGAAGCUUCCUCCUUAUCAUCUCCAAACUUCCUCUUUUAGCAAAGGGGGCAGGAUUAGAUUAAACUGACCACACUGUUCUCCCCUGUCCUUGGAGCCAUUUCAGGGGGAGAACAUUUAAUAGACUGGAAGAGGAGGUGGUUUUAGAUUGUUGAGGUGCAGCUGAGCUAAGACCAGUCCCAGCAAGGCGUUCAGCUUUGGCUUAAAAUGUAGUGUCCCUAAAACCUGGCUGUUUUCUCCUACAUGUGGACCCAGUUUGCCAAUGAGCCUGGGCCUAGACAGUGUUUGCACUCUCUGUUUAAUCUGGAUUCAUUUCCUACUCCAGCUCACAGCCUCCCUCCCUUCCUCUACUGACUGUCCCCUCACCUUUUCUGUGUCAGUGUCUCUCACUGUGAGCUUCGGUUUGUCACAUUUCCUUAUUGUUCCCUCUGCCUCUCCCUAGAUCCCUGCUUUCCUUUUGACUGAGAGUCUUUGCAAUGUUCAAGCUUGAUUUUUGUAUUCUUUUAUACCAGGUGAAGAAGUAUCAAUUUUGCACCUCGAGAUACAAUUGAAGUUUUUUACUUUUUAUGUGUUUUUAAGUUACCAUUCAGGGUUGAUUAAACAGAUGCACUUUUAAUGUGCAAACAUUUUCAGGUAAUGAUUUUUUUCUCUGUUUGAAGAUGUAUAUGUUGAUUUCUUCUGUUAUUGGCAUUCCUUGUUUUUUCUUAAUUGCAGUUAGAACUUUUUUUUUUUUUUUUUUCAGUGUGUGUUUGUUUAAAAGCUUUUAACCAGAGUGCACCCUUGCACAUCUGGCCUUUGUAGCUGUGAUCUUUAUUGUCAUGGUGCAUGCUACUCUUGCAUACAGGGGGAAGACAGCACUAAACUUCAUUGAGACAUAUAGCAAUUUACAACAUGCUUUGCUUAUUGGCACAGACACAAAUAAUUCUAGGAGAAAAUUACUGAAGUCCUUGAUACUUUGGAACCACUGAUAAAUUCAGCACACAAACUGCAUUAUAAGGACUUACUUCAAUAAAAUGCUAACAUUUAGAAUUGGUUUGCCUAUUCACAAUAACUGUACAAAAUAUUCACCAUUAAAGGUGACGGUAAAGAGCAGUGUAAACCUGAAUUUAACAGAGGACCUAAGUGAUUAGGAGAAUUCCUCAACAGGUCAUUAUGUAAACUUUUUUUAUCUACCUGUGGAGUGGAAUACAAACACUUCCUGACAUCUCUGCACCUGGUGAACCUAUUCAUAAAAAAGUGAUAUUGCUUGAUAACCCACAGUCUAAUUAGUAUUGUCAUUUUGUGCACAUACACAUUAAAAUUCUCAUUUACCGCAUCUGUAAAAUUGUGUCACAGCAGGUGUGUACCUUUGCCACUAAGCAAUGCAGCAAUGAAUAUCCCAGAUGUUGGGUAAUAUAGAAGCUUACCUCAAUAGAAGAGAGCGCAGCAGGUAUCAGGGAUGUACUUUUGUCAACUGGAGAUCAUAUGGUAAUAAGACUUGACAGCUGCUUCAAACAGGAACACACUUGUCUCAGUACUGUAAACUGAAGCCGGAGCGUGGUGCUGCAGUACCUGCAGACAAAAGACACUGAACUGUGUGCCCUGCUCCAUGUGAAGGUAUUCGAGGUGAAUAUGCUGUUGCUGGCUUUGGGUGUGUAUUUCAUUUAUCAGUCAUUUCACACUAGAAAUAAAGCCUUACGUUCGUAAACAUUUCACCCAGACAUUCCUGGUGACUACAUCGGGGCUCUUGUGGUCUUCAGGGGGACUAAUAACUGCUGCUAUUCAUCAGAGGAAUUGAUCAGUCGCUCAUGUGACAGCCAGACAGUUUGGGGAAUACUGAAAUGACAGCAUGGUACUAAAACCAAAUUCAGCCUGACCACCAUCAUCCCCUUUUGUCAGCCAUGAGUUCCUGUCUGCAGUAGGAGAGGAAUCAGCCAGGGAUGCCCUCGUUUACCAACACUGUUGUCGGAUGAGCCUUGUGACAGUUUGGAGUUCGAGCUGGAAUAAGAGCAAAGACAUCUGAAAGAACCAUGGAGGGAAAAUGGAAUGCUGUGAAAAUAAGCAGGACAUGCAGACCACCUCUUAUAGUUGUGGACAUUUCUACUUGUGUCAACUGUAUUUGAAUUAAUUAUUUGCCCCCUAAAAAUGGGGGGGAAAACACUAAACAAUGACGUUUCAAUCACACUGAAGUAAAACACCAAAAUAAGUAAAACACUAUCAGAUUGAAGUGAAAAUGUUUUCAGAGACAGCUUUAGUUUGAGGGAUAUUUGCAUAGCAACUUGUGAUGAUCGUUUGACUGAUCCGUGUAUUGCUGUGAAGUGGUUUGUCAGUUGGGUAUUAAUGUUUUCUGAUUAUAACUAAUGUUGGGCCGAUACUCUGGAUAAUGAGCCCUUGAUCAUCUCUAGUAUAUUUCCUCUAGCUCCUCUUUUUCAAGGAAAUUAAGACCCUGCUUUGGUCCUGAUUAUUGUUUUGAUACUGACAUUUUUACAAGGCUUUCCAGUCUAAAUGUUGAUAGAUUUAGACUGUCUCUGAAGCUGGUUUGUAUGAUAAUCCUCCAUAAUGGUAUACUUCAAUAUCUUCUCUAUACAUAUUAACCCUUACACAGGGCAGUAUAGUCUCAUUGAUUUUAACACUGGAUUCAUGAUAUGCAAAUGAAAAGCAGAUGAUGCUAGUAGAAACAUUUGAUUUUGUAAUAGUGUGUAAAACAGAUGAAAUAAGCCUUAAAUAUGCCAUGAAACAGAUUGUCAUACAUGUGAUGGUUGUUGCAAGAAAGCAGCACAAUGGAUGUUUUAAUGCUUAUAAUGGAAUAAAGGAUGCAUGGAA
This is a messenger RNA of Xiphias gladius (swordfish), 4235 nucleotides long. It is a transcript of the gene abhd17c, whose product is annotated as abhydrolase domain containing 17C, depalmitoylase. Lineage: Eukaryota; Metazoa; Chordata; Actinopteri; Istiophoriformes; Xiphiidae. The transcript is spliced from 3 exons. The record is from RefSeq and is a predicted model, not a curated record. Bases 508 to 1392 code for a protein of 294 amino acids. Gene Ontology annotation, molecular function: palmitoyl-(protein) hydrolase activity. Gene Ontology annotation, biological process: protein depalmitoylation. Gene Ontology annotation, cellular component: endosome membrane; plasma membrane.